AAAAGCGCUUCGGGCGGGAAAAAGAAAAAACUCACCGUUUUGCGUUUUGCCCUGUCGAUCACGCUUCCUCUUCUUUUUAUUCUCCAUUCUUCGAUCAUUCUCUAACGUUUCUUCUCUCAGAAUUCGCAACGAAGAGAGAGAAAGAGAAAUGACGAACGCAGAAGAACACAGUGGAGGCGAGGAGAAUACGAUGGAGGAUGAGAUUCUGAGGCUACGUGGACGCUGGGAACUCGCUUCUGUUCUCAACUUCUUCGACGUGUUUAGCUCAAUACUCGGCAAAGAAUUCAAGCUUUCUGCUGAAGAGUUAGAAAUUGGGAUUGUCAAGCCUGACUCUGCACUUGCUCAGCUACACAUUCAACUUUUGAAGGGGAUACCACCAGUGAAUAAAAAUUUGGUUAAUUCUGACAAAUGGGUGACUGCUCUCUGCAAGAAACUAGCUAUGUGGUGGUCAUGGGUUGCCGAGGGGAAGAUUCCACUUGUGCCGUCUAAUGGAGAGGAGAUAUCCAAAUACAAGGAACUUACUCCACUGGAUCGUUUGCGACUGCUAAAAGCGCUAUGUGAAGUUCGAGCUGAACAAAAUGAUGCAGUAUCAUACAUUAAUGAUUCUUUAAAAGAAGGAACAGAACUUACAUCUUUUCGCAAAGUAGCCUUAGGAAGAGCUGGAACUGACACUUUCUUUUGGUAUGAUGCAAAUGCAAAAUGCAAGAGUCACAGAUUGUAUAGAGAAAUAAUCACAUCAGACUCAAGUUCACAGAAUGAUGUCAAUGGCUGUUUAUCAAUUCCCAUCAAUUUUCAAUGGGAAACACUUGCAUCCAAUCUGGAAGAAUUUUCAAAAGCAGCUGAAACAUUUUCAUGUAGCAAAUCUUCUGUUGAAGUUGCUAUUAGUAAGAAACUUGAAAGUGACGUCAUUCCUGUUCUUGAAAAGCUUAAAAAGAAUAAAGAAAGAGCAGCAGAACGAAAGAAACGACAGGAGAUGCUAUCAACUGAUUUUCGGAAUUAUUGCUCAGGAAAUACACGCUCUUGUCGUACUCGCAGGCCUGUUAAUUACUCACUUGAAGCUUAUGAUCGUACCAUGAAGGAAGCUAUACAGUUAAUAAAUACAAGGAAAAGGUCUUCAGGCACUGAACGAGACAAAAACACAGGAUCAGAAGGUAAAUCCAACAGCAAGGAUGAUUCAUCAGAGAGUGAUUCCAAACAGGAUGUGGUUCCCGUAUCAGACAGUGAUGAUACUGGUUAUGAACAUGAGGAUUGUGGUUACAGUGAGGAGCAAGAUGAUGAUGCUGAUAGUAGCGAGCUGGGAAAUUCAGAAGCGCAUUCAACCCGUGCAGCUCCUUAUACAAAGGAAGUGCAUUCAAGCCACACAGUUUCUUAUCCAAGGGGAGUUCGCUACAGCAAGCGGUUAGCUGGAGUCCCUAGCCAUACCCUUGCAGAAAGCAGAGGUUUGGCCUCAAAGCAAAGACUGAGACAGAGACCCACUCGAAAUUCUGCCUUAGAAUCUAUUGUUAUUCCAGAUUCAGAUGAUGAAGAACAAGAGAAUGAAGACAUUUCGGAGUCCAAUUAGGCCGUUGGUAUUACCAUAGAUAUUGACAAAGUAUGCAAGCUUAGCAGUGGUUUUAUGAAUAUGCUUGCAUCAACAGUCAACACAUUUUUGUAAGCUUGAAAAACAGCAGCAUUAGGUCAAUCACAUUUUAGGAUUUUUAGAUAUUUUUUGCACCUAGUCUUGUAAUCCAUGCACCACACUUUGCUUAAAGUGGCGUUGUGCGAGAUAUUUCUGAACUAUAUUUUGGGAUAUAAAUGUAGAUGGAUAAAAACAUAUAUGCUGGUAAUUUCUACUGGUUCUGAUGUA
Molecule: messenger RNA, 1846 nt
Organism: Arachis duranensis
Lineage: Eukaryota; Viridiplantae; Streptophyta; Magnoliopsida; Fabales; Fabaceae
Product: DDT domain-containing protein DDR4
Exons: 11
Coding region: 149-1561 (470 amino acids)
Biological process (GO): regulation of DNA-templated transcription
Cellular component (GO): RSF complex
Source: RefSeq, a predicted model, not a curated record